Messenger RNA from Leptidea sinapis, 11020 nucleotides. RefSeq names its product mothers against decapentaplegic homolog 4 (gene Med). NCBI's taxonomy places the organism in Eukaryota, Metazoa, Arthropoda, Insecta, Lepidoptera, Pieridae. Bases 156 to 1871 code for a protein of 571 amino acids. The transcript is spliced from 13 exons. Gene Ontology annotation, molecular function: I-SMAD binding; DNA-binding transcription factor activity, RNA polymerase II-specific; RNA polymerase II cis-regulatory region sequence-specific DNA binding. Gene Ontology annotation, cellular component: heteromeric SMAD protein complex. The record is from RefSeq and is a predicted model, not a curated record. Gene Ontology annotation, biological process: anatomical structure morphogenesis; transforming growth factor beta receptor signaling pathway; BMP signaling pathway.
AAAUUCGCAUUCUGUUUUGGUUUUGUGGAUUUGUGAAUCAAUUAGAGCAUUCUAAUGAUUUUAGAAUUAUGUGCAUUGUUUUUAGAAUUUUAUAAAUUGAUACAUAAAAAUUAAGAUUUGUUGCAGUAUACAUAAUAGGAAACAGGUACCUAGUCAUGAAUACAACUGCUCCAACUUCAGCUGAUGCAUGUCUCAGCAUUGUCCAUUCACUCAUGUGCCACAGGCAAGGUGGAGAGAGUGAAGGUUUUUCUAAACGUGCCAUAGAAUCACUUGUCAAGAAGCUAAAGGAAAAGCGAGAUGAACUAGAUUCUUUGAUAACAGCUAUUACAACAAAUGGCGCUCAUCCUAGCAAGUGUGUUACAAUACAGAGAACACUGGAUGGACGAUUACAGGUUGCUGGUCGGAAGGGAUUUCCUCAUGUUAUUUAUGCACGAAUAUGGCGCUGGCCAGACCUACACAAGAAUGAGCUCAAACAUGUAAAAUUCUGCCAAUUUGCUUUUGAUUUGAAAUGUGAUUCAGUAUGUGUCAAUCCUUAUCACUAUGAGAGGGUUGUUUCUCCUGGAAUUGAUUUAUCUAAUCUUACACUACAGUCUGGGCCCAGUAGGCUAGUCAAAGAUGAAUAUACAGCUGGUAUUGGUGGUAAUGGCAUGGAUAUGGAUACCGGAGAACUAGUCACCAUUCAACAUCAUGCAACAAGUCCAAGACAUCCACACUCAUCUAUACCACACCACCAUCAACAAUUCCAAACAACAAAUAUUAUUAUUAACCAAGGACAAUCAAUGUCAGUAAAUAUGUCCCCCGGUGGCACUACCCCACUCAUGGAUGGAGCUAAUAGUACGUUCUUUACAAAUGAACAGACAACGGCCGACACACAGUUAACACAAACAUUACCUGCGGGAUCUGUAGCAGUGUCGACGCAGACCUCCGUGGCAGUGACAGCUGUGGCCACACCGACCGAGCCUCAACAGAAUGGAUUCGUAGCGACCAGUCCGCCUUUGCAGAGCCCACUACCGCACACUCAACAUCAACAAGGAACGUGGACCGGCAACAACACGCUGACGUACACGCAGAGUCUGGCCCCGCCCCCUGCGGCGCCCGCAGUCUCCGUCGACGCACCCGCACAUCAUCAUCACUACUACAAUGGAAACCCGGGUGGGUUGUUAUCGAGCCAACCCGCGCCCGAAUACUGGUGUUCUGUUGCGUACUUUGAACUCGACACGCAAGUUGGAGAGACGUUCAAGGUGCCCUCUAGCCGACCCAAUGUUACUGUUGACGGCUAUGUGGAUCCUUCUGGCGGCAACAGAUUUUGUCUUGGAGCACUAAGCAAUGUGCACAGAACUGAACAGAGCGAACGGGCAAGACUUCACAUAGGCAAAGGGGUCCAGUUAGACCUGCGAGGGGAGGGCGAUGUAUGGCUCAGGUGUCUUUCAGACCACUCCGUGUUCGUGCAGUCAUAUUACCUGGAUCGCGAGGCGGGCAGAGCCCCCGGUGACGCCGUGCACAAGAUAUACCCCUCAGCUUGUAUUAAGGUGUUCGAUCUCCGGCAGUGUCACAGACAAAUGCAAACACAAGCAGCUACGGCACAGGCGGCGGCGGCAGCUCAGGCGGCGGCUGUAGCGGGACACAUACAACCAUCACAUCCCGGAAUGAAUAAAUGUUUGACUGCCGCCGCGGGUAUUGGCGUGGAUGAUCUUCGACGGUUGUGUAUAGUGAGGCUUUCUUUCGUCAAGGGCUGGGGCCCGGACUAUCCUCGGAGUUCCAUCAAAGAAACGCCGUGCUGGGUUGAAGUACACUUACAUAGAGCACUUCAACUUCUCGAUGAGGUAUUGCACACGAUGCCGAUUGACGGUCCUCGGACAAACAUCGAGUAGGAAUUGAUCGGCUUCUUUUGAGGCCUUCGAGCGACAGACCGACGCCACUCCCCACCACGAGUCCAAUGCUGCGCUCUUACCUUGUGUACAGUGAGAUGGAAAGUUCUUAUUUUUAACCGAAUAUUUAUACUUUGUGUUGGGAAAUAUUGAUUUGAUAGGAGUUUCAACUAUAUAUAUUAUUUUGAUUAUCAUUUAUUUAUAGCUUACUGUAAUUAAAUAUACUCAUAUUUAUGUGAGAGAUAAAAUAAAACACGCAUAUUCUUGCAAAUUCUUUCUGCUAAAUGUUUAUGUCGAUUGCAAUAGUGCACGUGUUUUAUACCGAGUACUCCCAUCACGUGUCAAUAAUCACAACACUAAGGGUAUGUUCCGAUAUGCACUGCGAGCACUGCACAGUGCUAUCACUGUAGAAAAAUUCGUUCCGUUAUGGAUUGCCAGUAUACUGCCGCAGUACCCUAGGGAAAUAUAUGACGUCAUAAAUCGCCGCCAUGUUCUACUGUGAGCACUGGCGUUUUCGAGUUAAGGUACUCGCAGUACUGUGGUCAGUUAAAACCACUCGAGUGCCUAACGUUUUGUAACAAUACUUAUAGUUUAAUCCCAAAAAUUUUUAAUUUGACAGUAACCAACAGUUUUUUUACCAAUAUAACUGGCUAUAAAGGAACGGCUUCACAGUAUACUAAAUUGACCUCACACUGUACAGUGGUCGCAGUGCAUAUCGGAACAUACCCUAAGUUAAUAAUAGUAUGUAUUCGACGGAAUAAAAAAUAUAAAGUGUUGCUUAGUGUGUGGAGAAACAAUAGUGGCCAAAAGACAAUAUUAUGUGCUCGUUUGUUGGGUGAGGUGUUGAAAUUUGAGGGUAUGUUAGGAAUAUAUUGGUGGUCUACAAAAUUUUUAUGUUUUAUUUUGGCACUGUCUUCCGAAAUUUCGUUUCGUCUUCCGAUGCGUUUUGUUAUUAUGGUAUGUGAAAAGUUUGGGUCGUUGAAAUGAGUUGGUUUAGAAAUGUUGGGUUUGUGUUAUGAUGAUGACCGACUAUUGAAUUCUUUAUACUUUUUUUUUAAAGUAAGAAUUAUUUUUAAGUAUUCUACAAUCUUUAUUAUUGUUUUGUUGACAUUUAUUUUAUUUAAAAAAACCCAGGAUGUGAGUGAAUUAACAUAACUGUAGUCGGUCAUCUGAUAUUUGACAAAUUGGGAACAAAUGUGGCACAUUUUUAAGGCGCUUCGCUCGUGUUAUUAUAAGGUGAACUAAAUUUAUGUCUUGUAUUAAUUAAGUUAGAGUAUGUAUGUAUGUACUCAUAGAUUUAUUUAACAGUAUUUUACCAGAACAAACUAAAUAAUAUUGACGGGAUCUCAGUAAGAUAGUGGUACUUUUAAAUGAGUUGUACUAUAAAAAAGAGAUAGAUAUAUACCAAUAUAUUUUGUUUACAGGACAAAUGCGUGUUACUAUUAAAUGGGAUGUAAUAUUUUGAUUUUAUUGAUCAUUUAUUAUAGAUAUACCUUUUAUAAUAGGGUAUUUGUCUAAAAUAAACUACAAAUAAGUCUGCUGUCAUGAUCAGUAUCGUGCCAAAAUUUGAAUAAUACAAUUUCCCAGUUCUUUAAAAUGUGUAUCCCGUAAUCUUGAUUUGUCUGAUAAAUAAGCAAUCUUAUUGUGACAGAUGGCAUGGGAUUAUAGGAUUUAUGUAGGGAGUAUCAACGAUAUAGAUCUUGCACAUAUUAAAAUUUGGAAUAAGUAAUAUUUUGAAAUACUUUGGAUUUCGAUUGUAUGGUGAAGGAACUACUAUUGUUCCGGCGUUCCGUUAGAAAAAAAGCAAGAAAUAACGAAAGAAAAAAAAAAUCAAAAUAUAUGGAAAAUAACUUACUUCCCACAUAAGCUCCCGACCAUGUAAACAAUAUAUAAAAAAGCUAUUUUGUUUGAAAUUAGUCGCUAUACAAUCGAAGUCGCAAAAGCCACAUUAUUGUCGUCUGAAAGUACACUUUAAAUUCUGGGGACUUAACCCUUUGCGUUCCAAAAUGUAGAUUUUCCUAAUUUUGAAAUGCGCGCGAAAUGCCGUUGAGUCGAUUGUCUUGAUGACGUAAUCCACAUGACCUCAUUCGAUUUCUGGUCUUAUUCUGUUAUGAGGAAUGUGCUAUUUCUCUAAUAAUAUAGGUAUAGCUUUAAACAGACAAAAUGGUGCUUGCCAUACUCCAUGUUGAGUGAUUGUUUCCGACACAGUUUUUUAUACCCAAUCGUGUACCACCGUCAUAACAAAAGUCGUCACAAUAGAGAACGUAAUAAUUAUAAAAUCCACUGUAAUUACACCACAAUGGGAAGUCAAAUGCCCUAAUAAGAAUGAUUUCUCAUACAGACCAACAUUUGACUGAGCUUAUAAAUAAAUAAGAUUAUUAAAGAAAUACAUUUUAUUAAAUAUUUUAUGUUUAAUAACUGGAGUAGUAUGACUCAUUUAAAAGUAAAUAGUAUAUUUGGAAAUGACGAACUGUCCAGACGUUGCUCAAGCAAUUAGGACAUAAUUGGUCUUAUAUUAUUAUUAUAUAUACGAAUAUUGUUUAGCAAUGAUACCAAAAUAAGGCAUUUUAUAUUAAAUAGAACUAACAAGACAUAAUUAUGGUUCAACUUGAAAGAAGCCAAAUUGAAUAUUUUAGGUGUAAGAUAAUGUUAAAUUAAAAUUACACAGUAAUUUAUGGUUAGAUAAGUUUGUGUUGUCUGGAAGUGAAUGUCGGAAUGGUGGAUUUUGUUAGCAAUAUGUGCCUGGAUUGUGGAUACUGGAUAUGCCAAUACAUGCAUAAAUAAUUAUAGAGUAGAUGUUUUCAGAAAUAUUUCUAUAUAUUGUCGUUGUUACACACUAAAGUGCGUAUAUAAUAGUAUGUAACUAGCUGAUCCGUGCGAAUAGUUCGCAUGCAAGAUUACCAAUUAACAAUAUACUAUGAACAGUUAAUAUUUUGAGUUUUUUUUUUUUAAAUGAUAGAGGUUUCCAUUUGUGCGCGCAUCACGUAAAAGCUACUGGAUAGAUAUCAAUUUUAAGUCUAGAAAAAAUUAAGGUAUUAAAGUUUUAAGAAACAACGAUUUUUAUAAGCACAACGUGCUCAGCAUGUGUGUGCACGGACAAAGUCGCGGGUAUCAGCUAGUUUAAAAUAUAUUUAAAUGAAAAAUAUCAUAGAGAAAAUGUAUUUUCAAGUUGAUUUAUUAUUUUAUGAAUGUAUUGAUGUGUCUGGUGCCACUGAAUUGUUUAAGAAACUGUGAUGCGCUGACAAAAUCGUGAGGUAGGAUUUAAUGAUCAUUUUCUUGUAACAAGGAAUUAAAUAUAAUGUGUAUAUAUAUUAGUGUUUGUAUGAGAGUGUUGUAUUUUUGUGUCUGAGACUUUUAUAUUAUAGAUAAUAAUAUUAAGAUAAUAAAUGUGUUAAUCAACAAAAGGAUAGACCGAUCUACAAAAUGCUGGGUAGGGCUUGACCGUAGAAGUUUAAACAAAUAAAAAAAAAUUGUUUCAAUGACUCAACCGCCUGAAAGUAAUCAUACGCGUCUGUUGACUAAUAUGGGACCGGUAUAAGGCAAUUUUCCCACUUCACUUUGUGGGUCUCAUGUUUUUAUUUUUAAAUAUAUUUCAUUACGUAGUAUGUGCGUACAGCUGAAUACCGAUCGGGUAAAGCCAGCUUGAAUAAAAAAAAAAACCCGUGCUCAUCUAUCUAUGGAUGACUUGGCUGUAUGGGCUUUUGACCCCUUUGCCUGUCCAGAUGGACGAACAGAACCAAAAAAAAAAAAAUAUCUAUGGAUGAAAAAUGCAACUGUUUCUGUCUUUAUAGCAACAAUGUUGUGACCUAACUAUUUGUUGAUUAAUCAUUACAGGUGUUAAAAAAUGUUUUUUUUUUUAUAUUACGUGUUUCGAGAUUUAUUCCCAUUGAUUGUAGUAGAAUUUUUAUUUCACGCGGAGCGUAAACAUAUUUUUCUUUGUAAUUUCGAAUGUAAAUUAUGAGCAUACUAGCGCUCCUGGCAUACGAAAGUCAUCUCGAAAACCCUUGGAUAAAAUAAAUAAUUUUUAAGUUUAUAGUAAAACGGGGCGUCGCUACUUCCCUUGUGAUUUGUACGCGAUUUCGAAUUUCGUAUUUGCACGUGCCACGAGCGUUGGUAGCUAAAUUAUCCAAUAGCCGCGUACUGAAUGAGGGAGCAGCCGUGCGAGUCAAAUCCUCGGUCGAUCAAAACGUUCCGUCUCGCCCGAGCGUGCCGCGGCCCGAAUAUUGUCGGUUUUUGUCCAUGCUCAAAAGCGUCUCGGUAUGUUUGCCUCGCAUGUUCGACGAACGACGAAAUCUUUUUACACGCUUUAUAUUUUCUCCUUUUUUUUUUGUAACCGACUCAUUUGGGCGCGAUUUUGACCCACUUUUAACGGCCAGAUUUCGUUCAAACUUAUUUAUCGAGGACCGAUGACAAUAAAUUAAUUUGAUAAAAUUAUUCCAUUUUUCAAUUUGCAAAUUAAGAUUUUUUUCAUCUUUCGUCGAUGAAAUUAAGGCAGGAAUUGAUGUUCAUUUUAAAUUUAAAUCAUUAUCUUUUUAACCAAAGCGUGUGUUUUAGUUUUUUUUUAAACUAUUUUUAUACUGGUUCUAAUAGUAAGGGGUUUUCUUAAUAUUCUGAACGCAGGACUUAUAAUGCCAAAGGCGAUCUCCACUACUCUUGCUCUGAAAGGCCUGUAAUUUCUUGUCAUUUUCUUUUUGUACCAGUGUACAAGACGUACAGUUAAUACAAAGGCAGUGGCUAUAGCUUUCUGAAUGUAUGGUCUCAUCCAAAACUGGCUUAUAAUAUAAGCCGCGUUAGUCACUUCGACGUCAAGUUAAGCUGAGAGCUUGAUGCUGCCUCAGCCUGACCGUGGCUCGUCCUUACCGUGCGUAUCCUCAUGCAAAAAAACCUAUAGACCGAGCCAGCCUCUCGCGGCAAACGUUACGUGUCAAACGUUACGCGGCAAACGUUACGCGUCAAACGUUACGCGUCAAACGUUACGCGGCAAAGGUUACGCCGCAAACGUCCCAGGCUUCCUGGCGAGGCUGCUCGCUUAGACAGUACCCGGCAAAUCACAAUUUAUUAUUUGCUCCGUACCGUCAACAAUGUUUCAAAUGGCUUUACUAUAUGUUUAAUUUUAUCUAUAGUUUUAUAACUGAUUUCGUAUUGUCGCCUUUAUGAUAAAGUUUGAUUUUAGUUUUUAUAUUUUAUGCACAGUUUAAUUUCAUCACAAACGUUGUAAUAUUAUUUAUUGGUCGCAUAUCUGGAGAGUGUUACCAAAAACAUUAUGUAAAUAAUACAUAUUAUAUUUAAUUAAUAAUGUAAGUGACAUUUUGAGGCAGAUUAUGAAUGUUUGUACUUAGAUUAUCGUUAAGAUGGCGGCUGAUCAGAGCCUUUCAAUGUAACUUAAUAAAUUUAACAUACAUUAGAAUAAAAAUGAGACUUAGAAUAAGAAUAAAUUUGUUUUAAAGCCAUCUUUUUAAAGAGAAAAUGAACUAAAACUGCUUGGCUUGUUAUUACUUUUCACUCAUACCCAGAGGCGGAAUAAAUGCCAACAUCUCAAAGCGAUCAUUAUUAUAAAUAAUGUUAAUAAUUAUUUUUUCAAAUGGUUUGUGCAACUUUUUAGUACUUAUAUCGUAGCUUUAUUAUACCAAAUUUCAUCACAAUCAUUGCAAUACAGUUCUGUAAUACGAUAUUGUGUAAGGUAACUUAUUAACGCAGUUUAUUUUAUGUCAAAUAUUUUUUUGGCCGUGGCUAAUUGGCCGUAGUUCCUGAAAAACGUUCCAAGCCACAAACAUCGCAUUUUAAGUUCGUGUUCGUGUUUAAAGUUUAAUAAAUAUUAGUGUGUUCCAUACAUGUGGGUUGGGCUACUAAGUCAUGAUGACAGUGAGAGUGACACUUUUUGUCAGUCCGUUAAUAUGAAUCACGUGACCAGUUUUGUGUUCUUAACACAAUUUUGACAUGAUUGUGGUUUGGAACGUUUUUCUGGAAUUACGUCCAAUUUGCCUUAGGUAUAAGCCGCCUCUACUCCUAAUUGUCACACACGCGGCAGUACUGCGUGCAACAAAUAUUGGUACCAAUUUAAUAACAGAAAAUCUUUUUAUUAAUCGAAAGUAACUAUUGUUUUUUUGCUAACCGUACUGCUGUAAUUUUAAGUACAAGACACAAUUUUAGAUUAUAACGCAAACUAGGUACAUAUAACGGUGAAAUGUUUGGUCAGUCGCCAUAAUGUAUAAAAUUAUAGACUUUCGGAAAUCGAGUGAAAUUUGACAAUGUAUCAAAAAUACCUCACACUGACGUUGUUUCUUAUAGUCUCUAAGUAUUAAGCAGCAAUUUUUAACGAUGUUGAUGUUUUUAAAUGAGAUAUUUGACAAAUUCUACAUGUACUAGCUGUUGUUAACGUCAUUUUUAAAAUUAAUGUCUCCGUAUAGGUUUCUAUUUCGGCCUGAUAAAUAUAUUCACGCGUAUUAACAUCUCUUACUUUAAAUGUGCAUCAUCAUUUUUUACUUUAAAUGUGCGUACCAUCGGUACUCUAAAUGGCUAUGCACAACGCUAGCAUAUUUUUUGUGACUAGACGUCGAGACAGCUUUGUAGAUAUUAAGGGGCAGAACAAAACAGUUGACCCACUAUGAGUAUAUAUUACACAUAUUAUGAUAAUGUUCUGAGCAGAUGAUUAAUGUAAGGUGGAUCAUCUGCUCGUCUAGUCACUUCAUAAACCAAGACUAAAUGAGUUUUGAGCUCAAACAGUACCUACAAAUUUACACCCCAAUAAAAGUAUUUUUCUGCAUUUUUAUGAAUAAACUUUCAUAAAAAUCAAAAUAAGUUAAAUAUAUUUUCAAGAAAUUGGUAAAAAUUGUAUUCUGGUCGUUCCUUUUUAUAUAAAAUGUCUUUUGUUCUAUUUUAUUUUAAUAUUUAUUAAAUUUUUCGCGUCACGAAGUGUAUUCUUAUAUGUUUACUAUCUAUAUUGACAUGUUCUCCUUUACAGUCGCGUCCAGGCUGCGUGUGCAGUUUGAUUUUAAAAUUUAGCGCUGUAUUUAUAUUAUAUAUUUAUAUAUAUGUUAUAGCGAUAGAAAUCCUCCACAAUACUUAGGUAUUCUAGCCAACGUUCCUGGUAUAUGGGGACAAUUUCUGAAGGUCCGUAUGUCAAAGAUAUGUAUUGAUUGAAACCAGAAAAUAAGGGAAAUGCAGUAACGAAGAAUAUUCAACAAUAUUUUUGUCUUCGAUCAUUUAUACGUCUAGAUAGACAAAAAAUUGAGGUUGACUGUUAACCUCUAUAUUGAGCAAUGCACGCACACUAACAUAAAGUGUACAAAUCGCGAGUGUAAGACAUAGCUUGUCACGCACAUUAUAGUAAUAAACCUGACCUGUUUUCAUCAUUUGUCUAGCAGCAAGAGGCCUAUUUAGACGUAUAAAUUAUUUAAGAUUUUUAUUUAAUUAAUGCGAUUACAAACUUAGCGAAAAACAAAUUUCGUUACGAGACACAGACUACAAAUUAUUGCCAAACAAAAAUAUUAGAUGUCAUUUUUUUUUUAAUUAUGUAAACCGCUUUGGAAACAAGCCUUGAAGAUAAACAUGGAAGAGUUAUACAUUUUCAAAAUGUAAUGAAUUAAGGUAGGGCUGUGCUAUCUAUGCAGCAAUAAGUUGUUGGUUUUAUGCCUGAAUUCUUUCAUACAUUGCCUCUAAGUUGCCACGAACGUUGGCAAGCUUGCCAGACUACAGUGUCUACGAUUAAAAAUUUCUCACAAAUAUCUGUUGCAUGUGUCAUUAAAUUAUUGUCAUUAUAGAUAAUAAUAUAUUAUUAUUAAUUCAGAUCAAUAAUAUAUUAGAUUAGUAUUGAAUGUAUACAAAUGACAAAUGUGUAAGUACAAGAUUAGUGUUAGUGAUUUGCAAUUUUUAUUUUUUUUUAAUAGCAAUUGUCUUGAUUAGCCGUAAAAGGUCUAACGAUCUCAUUCUUAAUUCAGCCUUAUAUAUUUGAUACCUUAGUAUACUUAAUAUCUUAAUAAAAUCAAAUUUCUUUAAACAUCUUGACAUUUAUACAAUUGCAGCAAGCAUUUCUCUGCGGAUCUCCCUAUAAACAGACACGUGUCAAAAUUGCCUUGCAAUCACAAUUCUGUAUCGGGUUCGACGAUGCGGGAGUUGAUCGAUUAUUUAAAUUCAUUGCUUGUUCUAAUAAAGUAUGAGCUAUAAUAUUGCAACUAAAAUCGCCAAUGUAAUAUGAACUAUGUUGUAAUUACUGCAGGAUUCAUAAUCUUAAUAAUAAUGCUAUGUCGGAUUCGUUUUCAAUGAAAGAAACAUUUGACACACAAAGUAAAUACAGUCGGGUCAAAGUCAAAGUCAAACAAACUCUAAUCAAUUAGCCUUAAACUAAGCGCUUUUGAAUCGUCACUACAAAUAUUUCUUUUAAGUUACUAAAUUUCCAUAUGUUGGUAAAAAGUUGAGCUCGUGAGAAGAAUAUAUAAGAACCUCAAAAGCCACUCUUUUCAAUCAAACAGAGUAUUCUUAAAUGGCUGUAAUAUACAUAAUAAAUUAGUUUGUAAGGUGUUGCAUCCAAUAUAUGAGUCAUGUUUAAAUAAUAUAAAUUAUUUCAUAAAAUGUAAUAAAUAUUGUAUAAAUAUGAAUUAUCAUAUAAUGGAUGCAGAUCAACCUUUAGAGCUUUAUUUAUUGUGCCUUGGAAGCGUGGGCGGUGGUAAUCAAUACAGGUAGCACGGUGACUUUGUCCUCAUAAACUAUAAAACAACGAAACUUUCGAUGGAGUGGCUGUCUCGUUCAAUCUAAUUUGCCCAAAAGAAGAGAGUACAGUAAGGGUGCCUGUGGGUGUACUUCCGGACAACUUAAUCGUAAAUUAUUGCAAGGCAUCUUUGAAAUGUGUCUGUUAUCUAUUUGUUUAAUAAUGGUCGCGUUAAUACAGAGAGGUCCAUCAAAGAACCUGAACGCGUUUUUUCGCGUUUUUCUUUCGUCGUGAUAUUGUUGCCACAAUGCAUUGUAUCUUAAAACAGUUUAAUCUUGAACUUUAACAGCAGAUAAGACUGCGAGUAGACGGAGUCGCGGGUUAAUGCUAGUAUAUAACUUCUUUUUAUGUUUACUGAUGUUUUCCGCACGUGGCGUAAAGUAGCCUUAAGCGUAUUUAGUGUAAGAGUGAAAUUUAAAAGAAAUGAAUAUAAAGGUUAUUCCUCUAA